AUGAAAUGGCGCCAAGCCGAUGUCCAUAUAAAUAAUUUAUACAAUACUACAUUUUGGACUUUAGUCCAAGAAGGCAAGCUGAGUCCGGCUCAGGCAGAGCAAAGAUUAUGUGGCACAGUGUCGGGCGAUAAAAAUGAAAUAUUGUUUAAAGAAUUUAAAAUUAAUUAUAAUAAUGAACCAGAAAUAUUUAAAAGGGUUGGAAGUCUCGACCGGCGUGAUAAUGCCCUCGCGUUCCAGGCGUUCUGGCUCUCGGGCCACCACCUUAUGCAUUGCGUAAGCCAGCGACCGUGCGCGCCUGAACACAGGUUGCGCAUCGCAGGCUCACCAGUUAAACGACCGAUACUGUCAGCAAAAACUUCAGAAUAUCUGGAA
Molecule: messenger RNA, 372 nt
Organism: Iphiclides podalirius (scarce swallowtail)
Lineage: Eukaryota; Metazoa; Arthropoda; Insecta; Lepidoptera; Papilionidae
Source: the annotation of a GenBank genome assembly